AUGACACCUUCGGAGAUAGCAAACAACGCUCUCCAGGCUACGCUCGAGACUGUACAAUCAUUGAUGAAGCGAUGUAUGAAAUUAAAGGAAAGUGAUCCAGGCACACUGACGUUAUCGGAUGAAAUCACCAGACACCUGGCAAAAGAUUUGAAGCUGUAUGGGGGAAGCGCGACAUCGUUCUCCCCUCAGCUGCUAUCCUGUGCCGCCGUAGUACGGGAGCACUCCAAGGCUGGCAUUUUUGUGUCAUUGCCCGACUGGAGGACCGUCAUAGACGACGACCCGCGCAUUAGGAGUCACCCGCGGUUUCACAAGACCGUGGACUACCGCCCCUCCACCUUGCCCGAACACAAACCCCCCGCGUCGGCGUCGGCGGUCCCGGAGGAGGCUGCAAAACCUCUUGCAGAAUCCAUCCCUGUAAUGAUGCCGGCGACGCCAUCUGUUUCAAAUACAUUCGUACCUAGCACUCCCGUGUUGCAAACCUCGGAGGUUCCGGUAAUGGAACCCAUGGUAUCGGACAUCCGAAGUAGCGCUGCCGACACAACAGCAUGGGAGGCAUUGACCCCCCUUCCGUAUUCCAUCGCUCCCGUGAUGGUGAGACACAAUAUCCCUAUGGUUGGAGGCAUGAAGACACAACCGGAGACAACCUUGCGGCCCAGGAAGACGAAAAGGAAAGUAGAAGAGAGCGACAAUGAUAGCAAAGAAGCGGAGGCAUUGAGCGGACUCACACAAACGCCCAUAUCCCAGAAACCAAUUCGCAAACAGAAGAAGAAGUUUAUGUCGGAUGAAGAGGACCACAGGGCCGCUGGUACCAUUAUUGUUAAGCACAAGGCUUUGUCGGUCAAGACAUUCAAUGUUGUGGCUCCAGAUGCCACAUCAGCAGGUACUUCCGCACCAGAAUGGUUGGACGACAGAGGCUUUUGGGAUGAAGAAACCAGGCCUGCCAGAUGGGGUCUGGAUUCCAACAUCGCCAUAACGGUGGAGCAAUCCGUUCGCUACCACUCCUGGAAAUGUGACAAAUGUGUCAAGUUGAAGGUUCCUUGCGUUGUUCUUCCUGACAAGAAGUUCGGAUUCACCAGACUAGCCUGCGCAAACUGCGAUGAAAUGAAGAUCGCCUGCACGAUCGACAGCGCUGGUGUGAGGCAGAGGUUGCAAGUAAAGGCGAAGGAAGCUGUGGGCGAAGCGAAUAUCAAUCCUCUUCCCAAACGUCCCAGUACACGGGCAAACAAGUCGCACCCUGCCGCCAAAAGUCUGGAAAAAUCUGCUCUGGCGAAGACCACGAAACCGGCCACGUGUUCCAACUCGCAUGCGGCGCAAACGGUUGCCGUGGAUGAUACACUGAACGAAAAACCCACGAGGCCUAAAUACGAGGCUCCGCUGGCACCCCACAACAUGGGGUCGUCGGAUCUUUCCACACCCUCGGAAGCAGCGCUCCCUGCAAUAGCAUCCAUCCCAGCGCCAUUUCAGCCAUCGUUACCCACCAAUCUUUCGGAGCCGGAACCUAGCGGAAGGGAUAUACUCCGAAGCAUCCAGGACCUUGGCAGGAGAUUCGAUCUCCUUGCAACCAAUGAGCGGGUGGACACGUUGGAUGUGAGGGUUGAUUCGGUGGAGGACAGGUUUGGAUGGAGGCUAAUGGAGCUGGAGAAACAGAUCACUGCCUCGGAUGUGCGUUGGCAAUCAGUGACAUCGUCCAUGGGUAAUCUAUCGAUGUCCUUGCGAGUGCAUAAGAAUGAUCCGGCAGUUCACCGUCCUGGUUCCUCCAAUGAUUCCACAUACAAACUGCAAACUGCCGCCGCUGAUGAACGCCUGGGAAUCUCGACAGUCGGUAGGGAACGCACAUAUGCGUGCAAUUAG
Messenger RNA from Suillus fuscotomentosus, 1851 nucleotides. RefSeq lists its product as uncharacterized. NCBI's taxonomy places the organism in Eukaryota, Fungi, Basidiomycota, Agaricomycetes, Boletales, Suillaceae. The record is from RefSeq and is a predicted model, not a curated record. The transcript has 6 exons. Bases 1 to 1851 code for a protein of 616 amino acids.